Messenger RNA from Neohortaea acidophila, 819 nucleotides. Its product is annotated as P-loop containing nucleoside triphosphate hydrolase protein. Gene Ontology annotation, cellular component: cell cortex; cytoskeleton; plasma membrane. Gene Ontology annotation, biological process: cortical cytoskeleton organization; regulation of actin cytoskeleton organization; actin filament organization. The record is from RefSeq and is a predicted model, not a curated record. Lineage: Eukaryota; Fungi; Ascomycota; Dothideomycetes; Mycosphaerellales; Teratosphaeriaceae. The transcript is spliced from 6 exons. Gene Ontology annotation, molecular function: GTPase activity; GTP binding; protein kinase binding. The coding region runs from base 81 to 680 and encodes 199 amino acids.
AGGCGGUGAUAUUUGUUGGGUGAGAGGAAUACGCGCGGGAAAGAUCUGGCAAGGGAGAAGAAGAGCGAGCGAUUCACAUCAUGGCGACCCCUGCAACACAGUCGCUGAAGUGCGUGGUGACUGGUGACGGUGCGGUGGGCAAGACAUGUCUUCUCAUCUCUUACACCACCAAUGCCUUCCCUGGCGAAUACAUCCCCACCGUCUUUGACAACUACUCCGCCAGCGUGAUGGUCGACAACAAGCCCAUCAGUCUCGGCUUGUGGGACACGGCAGGGCAAGAAGAUUACGACCGACUCCGGCCCCUCUCCUACCCCCAGACCGACGUCUUCCUCAUAUGCUUCUCCAUCGUCAGUCCGCCAUCUUUCGACAACGUCAAGGCCAAGUGGUAUCCCGAAAUCGAGCACCACGCCCCCAGCGUCCCCAUCAUAUUAGUCGGCACGAAGCUCGACCUGCGAGACGACCCCGAGGUGCGAGAGCAGCUGCGGCAGCGCAAGAUGGCGCCCAUCCAGUACGAGCAGGCGGUGCAAGUGGCCAAGGAGAUCCGCGCGGUGAAGUACCUCGAAUGCUCCGCCCUGACCCAGCGGAAUCUCAAGAGCGUCUUUGACGAAGCUAUCAAAGCCGUCAUCAGCCCUAAGCCGCAAGAUCGAGGUCGCAAGAGCAAGAAAUGCACCAUCUUAUAGGAGAGGAGCGUUUUCCUUCUGCUUCUUUGCAUCUUCUUUGCCCCGUUUCGGCGCAUCAUUUCCAAAUCGGUUGCUUGCGCCUCGCCUGGGUUUCGAAGGGAGUACGGAGUGGCGGCGCAGUUUCCGCAACAUUGAUCGG